Pygocentrus nattereri (red-bellied piranha) is the source of this 7501-nucleotide messenger RNA. RefSeq names its product junctophilin 3 (gene jph3b). Gene Ontology annotation, biological process: regulation of synaptic plasticity. The record is from RefSeq and is a predicted model, not a curated record. The transcript is spliced from 6 exons. Bases 1514 to 3931 code for a protein of 805 amino acids. Lineage: Eukaryota; Metazoa; Chordata; Actinopteri; Characiformes; Serrasalmidae. Gene Ontology annotation, cellular component: endoplasmic reticulum membrane; plasma membrane; junctional membrane complex.
UGGAACAGUCCUCCUGUAAUGAGCAGAUUUGAGAGACACCACAGAGAGAGAGAGAGAGAGAGAGAGAGAGAGAGCGAGCGCGCACGGACAGAAGAGGGGGAAUAAGACGACAGCGCAGGGAAAAAGAGAUAAGCAGUGAUACAUGAAAACCAGGGGAGGAUCUGAGAGGGGGGGACGGGCUGAAACCAGAGCGACGAAUCCAGAUCCCUCACCGAUGCACAGACGGAGGCACGGGAUUCUGAUGUCGACCUAAAAGAGCGCAGAGGAGGAGGAGGAGGAGGAGGAGAGGAACGAGGGAGAAGAGAGAGAAAGCGAGCGAGAAGAAGAACGGAUUAACAUCAUAUCGCUGGAUCGCUGGCUGUUUCCAUCAGGAGACUGCAUCAGGCACGUCUCUCGCUCCAUCGCGCUCUCGGUGGGCUGUUUUUUUCCCCUCUCUCUCCGUCAGCGUCCGUUUGCGUCUGCAGCAUGUCGGAGAGGCGGGAGGAGGAGGGGGUGGGCUCCUGCCAGAAGAGCCGAGAUGUUUGUAGAGGCGUGAACGCUGCCUGAGCAAAUCUCUGGGUGGAAUCGCAGGUUUCUAGGUGGGGCCCGGAGGCUCUGAGAGCGUGCCUGUUUUUUGGAUUGGUCCAAAAAGCUCCGCGGCGCGCCGGUGUGUCGCCCGGAGAAGACGCAUGGCUGCUGCAGGGCCUUCCUCCGUCUCCAAGAGGCGGCCGCAGGAGACCGGCUCAGGAAUGAAUAACAAGCAGCGCUCUGGGAGAAGGAUGGUGUGAGGAAGCGUGUGUUGAUCCUGCUGGGUCUCUGUUGCCCUGGAACCUUCUCUUUCUUUUAGCCUCUUUUUUUUGUGAGGUUCUUCUUCUUGUUUUCUCCAACUGUUGGACGGGAGUGUUUCUUUCAGUCUCUUCCUUCUUUCUCCACCCUCCUGACACCCCCAAAUCCUCCACUACCUCCCCUGAGUACCUGGAACCCCAUCCAGAUCCCUCAAAACCUCCAGUUUCUUUCUUUAACAUCUUUUUUGGGGUUUCUCUGCAACUGUUGGACAGCAGAUUUUGUUUCAGUGUCUUCCUUCUUUCCACCCCCCUCCAUCCUUCACCAUCCAGAUCCCUUUAGAAUCUUCUGUUCCUUUCUUUAGGUCUGUUUUUUGAGGUUCUUCUUCUUGUUUCCUGUAGCUGUUGAGCAGGAGCUGUCUUUCAAGCAUCUUCCUUCUUUGCUCUCUCCGAACCCCAGAACCCCCAUCCCCCCCCCACCCCGUCCACCAUCCCAGUCUGUUUUCUUUCAUUCUUUCACCCUCUUUUUUCUUUCUCUUCUUUUUAAGCUUUGGGUAUAUUUGUGCUUGUUUUCUGCAAAGUGUUUGUUGCAGUCUUUCUCACUCGUACCCCCCGCCAAACCCAGCCCACCUCCCCACCACCACCUGGACCCUACCCCCCAACUCUUUCCAGUUCAGUUUGUUUUGCACUUUUCUCCCGCUCUUUUCUUUUCGUUUUGAGGUUUGGGGUAUUUGCCAAAACCUAUUUCAUGCAUGUCCACUGGGGGCAGGUUCAACUUUGAUGAUGGGGGGUCCUACUGCGGAGGGUGGGAGGAAGGCAAGGCCCAUGGCCACGGCAUCUGCACGGGCCCCAAAGGCCAGGGGGAGUACGCCGGCUCCUGGAGCCACGGCUUCGAGGUGCUGGGCGUCUACACCUGGCCCAGCGGCAACACCUACCAGGGCACGUGGGCGCAGGGCAAGCGCCACGGCAUUGGCCUGGAGAACAAGGGCAAGUGGGUGUACAAGGGCGAGUGGACGCAUGGAUUUAAGGGGCGAUAUGGAGUCCGGGAGAGCACGGGGGCCAGCGGGAAAUACGAGGGGACCUGGAAUAAUGGGCUGCAGGACGGAUACGGCACGGAGACCUACUCGGAUGGAGGUACGUACCAGGGCCAGUGGGUGGGCGGCAUGCGCCACGGUUACGGAGUGCGGCAGAGUGUUCCCUACGGCAUGGCGGCCGUUAUCCGCUCACCACUGCGUACCUCUAUAAACUCCCUGCGCUCAGAGCACAGUAACGGCACGGCGUUGCUGGCGGGCGAGCGGGCGGGGGUGGGCGCAGGCGUGGGAGCGGGUGGCCUGGUGGCCAGCCCUGCCGUGUCGCGUGGUGGCUUUGUGCUGACGGCCCACAGCGAAGCUGAGCUGCUGAAGGGGAAGAAGAAUAAGGGCCUGUUCCGCCGCUCGUUGCUCAGCGGCCUAAAACUGCGAAAAUCUGAAUCCAAGAGCUCACUGGCCAGCCAGCGCAGCAAACAGAGCUCAUUCCGCAGUGAGGCAGGCAUGAGCACGGUCAGCUCAGCAGCCUCCGACAUCAACUCCACCAUCAGUCUCGGUGAGGCGGAGAGUGAACUGCCUGCUGGAGAGGAGGAUGUGGAUGCUACUGCCACAGAAAGCUACGCUGGAGAGUGGAAGAACGACAAGCGGACUGGCUGCGGUGUCAGCCGGCGCUCUGACGGACUCUGCUAUCAGGGAGAGUGGAUGGGGAACAAGCGGCACGGCUACGGCUGCACCACCUUCCCCGAUGGGACCAAGGAAGAGGGCAAGUACAAGCAGAACGUUCUGGUCAGUGGCAAGCGCAAGAACCUCAUCCCACUGCGUGCCAGCAAGAUCAGGGAGAAGGUAGACCGGGCGGUGGAAGGGGCUGAGAAAGCAGCAGACAUAGCCAAGCAGAAGGCGGAGAUCGCUCUGUCCAGGACGGCCCAUGCUCGUGGGAAGGCAGAGGCGGCCAUUGCGGCGGCGCAGAAAGCCCAGGAAGAGUGCAGGUUGGCCAGGGUUGCAGCCAAAGAGUUCUCACCCUCCUUCCAGCAUCGGGGAAACGGAGUGGAGUGUCAGAGGCCAAAGCACCAGCACUCUAGCGAGAACGAUGGGGAGGUCAUCUCGAGCGGGACGCCAGACAGCACUGACCUUUACAUGAAAGGUUCCACUCCGCCAGACCUGACGCCAGACGUGAGCCCCGUGCCGAGCCGGCCGUCCACUCCGCCUCGAAGCCCUGCCUCCAAGCCUUCGCACCGCACCAAGAAUGCCCGCUUCCUGCGGCAGAGCGCUGUAGACGACGAGAGGGGUGGAACCUCUGAAAUCCAGGUGCUGCUGGAGGGGCGGGGAGAGGGGCGGGGCGAGGGACGGUCAGGUGGAGGUGGAGGGGAUUACCUGAGGGCUAACAGCUGGAGCGAAGAAAAGGACAAGCGCUCGUCACGUGGCGGCGGCAGCAGGGGGGGCAGCAGGGGCAGCAGCCGCUCGACCACACCGUCCGUGCCGGAUGCUAAUGGCCACAAGCACUCCUCCUCCAAUCAUAAGCCACGAGAGCACAGCUCGUCCAAUCACAAAAGCUCACGGGAGAGGUGGGCGGACUGUCCGUCUGCGUCCUGGACUUCGCAUCGCCAUGGCGACAGCUUGGCCCACUCCCGCCUGUUGGAGCAGGAUGAGGAGAAGCUCAGCAACUAUGAGAUGGAGAUGAGGCCGCUGCAGCCCAUGGACUCCAAUUCCCAGAAGCCCUAUGGGCAAGGGGCGGAGCAUCACGGUCACUCGGAGUCUCGCUCGCACACGCUGCAGAGACGGGGCAAAACCCGGGACCGAGAGAAAGAUAGAGAUAGAGAGAGGGAGAGAGACAGGGAGAGAGAGAGGGAGUCCCGGGACACAGUGAGGCCCUCAGGGGCCCGGGACAGCCGGGAAGGGCCCAGUCCGGACUCCUCCUCGGUGCAGAAGCUAGACACUCUCCGCAUGGGGGAGAAACUAGAGGCUCGGCCUCUGCGCAGGGACCUCACACUCUCUCCUCCACAGAAAUCCUCACCCAUUGCACUAGAACAAGACAACGAGAACCAGACACAGCUCAAAGCAAACUCGGGCUCCAGCUCAGUUCUGGUUGUCAUGGUGAUUUUGCUCAACAUUGGAGUCGCCAUUUUAUUUAUUCACUUUUUUAUUUAAACUACGUUAUCCUCUAUAAUGAUUCCUCUUAUUUGAUCAAAAAGCUAUUAUGAUAAAUCGGAUUAUAUGAGUGUUAUCUGGCCCCCUGCCUCGUUUCUAAACCCACAGCUACUUCUGAUGAGGUUACAGGAACACGACGAAAGGACGGAGGAAGGCGACGCAAACAACGGCCAAACGUGGGCCGAGCCGUGCCCUCUCUGCUUCUCCAAAGAACUCUUUUAUGUUUGUUUGUUUUCUUUUUUCUUCAUCUCAAUGACAGAGCUGGAAAGCUCCCUUUUUAACGUAUAGUUUCAACUGAUUUAUUUAUUCAUCGAUGAUAUUCCAGUUAAUGUACUUGUUUUUUUUUUAUUCCUUAUUUGCCUUUUUGGGGUUCUUGACUAUUCCAAUGGCUUUUUCUUUUCUUUUCUUAUUGGGUUGGGUUUGUUUUUGGGGAAAGGACUCAAAUGGACAUUUGGUGGUGGGAGAUUGAGGGUAUGCGAGGUGGCAUGAGGGGUGUGCGUGAGGUUUACUCCAUCAAAACAUUGUGGGUGAUGAGCGUACUGCGUAGCCGUGACGUCAAAAGGAUGGGAAACGGCCCCCUGUCUUACCCCAACACUCUCCGCCCCAUUCCUCAACACACCCCCCGCAUCACACCAAGCUCCAUCCUCUCGUUCCACCUCCUGGUUUAAAGGCCCCAUCAGGAACUGACUAGACUGUUUCACAGCUUGUAAACACAGAACUGGAUGUUUAGUCCAGGUGUUGCCUCAGUUACUGCGGUCCUAAACACCGGCCUGCCAGCUGAACUGAUUCCUGAACUGUGGCACAGAUAUUAGGGAUGCACUGCUACCUUGAUGCUAACAUAACCGAGCAACUCCCAUAGGGGCGAUAAUGGAAAAGAGAAUUAUUCUAAGAGGACAAGUAGGAUAAACAAAGGCUACAUUAAAGGCAUUGCUAAGUUAAACAACGCUAUGCAAUCAAUGACUUUCACAGAUUUUGUCAUUCCAUAUUUUACAGAACAUCUUUUUCAUCCAGAAAGUGUUCCAAAACAGAUUUCACAUCAUCCCCUCCACAACAGUUUGCCAUACUGCUACAGUGUUUCAUAAGCUGAAUUGAGUCCUUUCCCAGGGUCUCGCAAACCCGAUUAGAUUAAGUGACCCUUAUUAGUCACUUAAUGGGCAAACUUCACCUUAAACACACACUAGGGGGCAGUGAGCACUUGCCUGGAGCGGUGGGCAGCCCUAUCCGCAGUUGGGGGUUAGGUGUCUUGCUCAAGGGCACCUCAGUCACGUCCUCUCGUCUCAGGGGAUCGAACCGGCAGCCUUCUGGUUGCAAGGCUGGUUCUCUAACCUCCAGCCCACGGCUGCUAUGGGAGAAGAAGUGACUUUUAAUAGUCAAUGGUUGUAAUUAAUUGUGACUAAUAUGCAACGGUGAAAUGAGAACUUAAAAAGUCGCUAUAGACUAGCAAGACAACAGAGCAGAAGACACAGCAAACACUCACGCCUGCAACUCCGAGAAACAUUUUAUUUCACUUGUAAAAUUCAGCUGGCAAAAGUGAGCGUGACUGAACAUUUAUAGAAGAAGUUCUAGAGGUUCCUGAUUGGGCCUUUACUCUGUUCACCUUUCCGUCCCUACCAGGCCUACCUCCUGUCCACUUUAUCUUUCCAUCAAAUCAACUGUACAUGCACCUCGCAGUGUCAUGGCAGGCUUUUAUGUUGUUUUUGGUGUUUGCGAUAUUUUCGCAAAGACAAACUUUACCAAAAUCUAUGCUAGAAUCUGGAUUUGUCGCUGAGGUCCAACCAAAACUCCGGGGCAAUCUGGCCUGCCGACACUGAACGUGUGCAUAAAUUUCACCACCACAGUGAAAGUCUGUUGACCGAGACAUACAGAGCCACCAGUGCUUCAGCUUCUGUCGCUACAGAAGAUCAGAUCUGACCCAAACGCAGGAGCUGAGAGGGUUUCAUCACUAUUCUUCAUCUGGAACACUGUACAAUCCAGAAAUUCAGCGCUAUUGUACGCACUCAUCUCCUUACACAAGGUGUGUGAAAUUACAUGGGAUCUGGUCUCGUGGAUUUGCAGAUGAUAUUUUCUACAUUUUUGAGUUUGAUCGACAGGCUUCACUGUUUAAACACUGUCUGAAUGUUGUACGAGGGCUAACACUUGAUGUUCUGUGAGUCCAUACUCAUUUUAAAUCCCACCGGGGUCCCAGUCCCCACCUUCUCUCUUACUACGGUAACUGACAAACGAUGCUGCCCACCUCACCCCGCACACCUGAGGAAACCGGCGUUCUCGACCAGAAGUUUAGAGACUGUUAACGUUUUUUCCAACUGCUGCUUUCAAAAUAAAUAUUUAUCGAUAAAUGAUUUAAAAAAAAAAGAAGAAAAAAAUAGAAAAAAAGAUUUUUUAGCUAUUUGCAAGAUGUCUGGAAAAUGGAAAAAAAAAAAAAAAAAACGCCAACUGCCUUGUUUUUUUAAAAAAAAAAAAAAGACAAAUUUGCAUGCUCACGUAUGUUUUAGUUUUGUAUAGAUAACUUCUAAGAAAAAUAAGGAUAUAAACUCUUCUAGUUUUGGAAGCAGUAUAGGGUUGCGAUUUUAAUUUAAAACGUUAUUUAUUUAUUUAUUUAUUUACCUCGGCCAAAAAAAUAUAUAUUUAACCCCCCCAAACAAAGAGGCUGUAUUUUUCGGGCUGUUUUCCAUGAUGCUCUGCAGACAAAGAGCAGAGCUUUACCGGGCAGUCCGGUCAGUAAAACGGCCGUAAAAAAACAGAAACAACAACAAAAAAAAGAAAAGUGCUCCACAGGAUCCGCUGCACUGCAGUCAGAGGAGCUGGGUGCAGGUCCUGCAUCCGUUUAUCUACUUCAAAAAAAAUCUGAGAAGAAGCUAAAACGAGACGUCAUCAAAGAAACGAAAGAAACCUAAAAAAAAACAGAAGAGAGGCGUUUUCUUUAUUUUUUUUCUAGCUGGCUUACUAAACUCAAAGACUCUGAGAUGUUUUUAUAGCAUGUGUGUAUGGGGCCUGUACUUUCCGCCUGAGUCUCUGCUCCUGUCAAUGAUCGCUCACAGUCUGUGCUCUCUCUCUCUCUCUCUCUCCCUCCCUCUCUCUCUCUCUCGUUCUCUCUCUUCUCUCCCUUUUCCCACCAUAUCUCUCCGUUUCUCUAUCCAACCAAAAAAAAAAUAAAAAAUUAAACAGAGAAUAUAAAAAAUGUACAAAACAUGUUGAUGGAAAGGAACGAAAGGCGGAGGUCAAACGUGUGGAGAACUUCUCUACCCAUCACGUUUGUCCACCUCGUCUGUGGUUCCUGGGUUUCUGGAGAAUGUGCAACUGCUCUGCUGCAGACGCUGUACGCUGUUACUGACGUGUGUGCAGGGAAAGGAAGCAAAGCAAGCAGGGGAUGAAAUCUGCCCUCUCCGGUGGCUACUCUACCACUCUGUCUGGACGUACCCCAUCACCCUGUGAGGCCAUCGCAUGCCCGAGCAUGCCAAGUUCUUUAUUUCUCUCUUUCUCUCCUUCUCCGAUUCAGUUCUUUACUUUUUUCCGGGGGUUUGUUUGUUUUUUGAGUUAUGUGGAGAACAUAAUGAAAGUGUUUGAAAGUAA